Camelina sativa (false flax) is the source of this 633-nucleotide messenger RNA. RefSeq names its product putative wall-associated receptor kinase-like 16. Gene Ontology annotation, molecular function: protein tyrosine kinase activity; protein serine/threonine kinase activity; ATP binding. Lineage: Eukaryota; Viridiplantae; Streptophyta; Magnoliopsida; Brassicales; Brassicaceae. The record is from RefSeq and is a predicted model, not a curated record. Gene Ontology annotation, biological process: protein phosphorylation.
AUGGCUUUCUCAAACUGCCCUUCUUACAAGAAGUCCAACGAGAAAUUCAAUUUCAGUAUCAGCAGGGAAUUGCUUCUCAACCCAAACGAUGUCUCAGUGGGAGAGAUGAUUGGAGAAGGAGGCUACUCCAUCUUAUACAAAGGAUUGCUCAGAAACCGAUUUCCCGUUGUUGUGAAGAUAAUGCAACCAAGUGACAAAAAGAAGUUUCAAAAUGAAGUCCUGUUACUAUCCAAGAUGAGAGAUGCCAACAUUGUGAAGUUUGUUGGAGCUUGCAUAGAGCCGCAACUGAUGAUAGUUAUCGAACUCAUGGAAGGCGGCACUCUUCAGAAGUUCAUGUGGAGUUCUCAGCCGAAACCUCUUGAUCUAUACUGUAUUAUACUUGAAUGUUGCUGGGCACAUGAUUCAGAUGCAAGUCCUGAGUUCAAGGAAAUUAGGCUCUUGUUGACAAUCCUGUUAACAGUUUUGACCUCAGAUGGUAGUAUUGACACACCACAUUUAUCGGAUGAGGAAGCUUAUGACAGUGAUAUCGAUGAGGAUUCGGAGACCCCUCCUAAGGAGAAGAAGAAGAAAAAAGUACUGGUGAAGAUGAUGCGUCCUUUCGUUAAGAUGUUUAGGGCUUGUUACAAGCCAUGA